AUGGGAUCACCGCUUGGACCGUUCCUUGCAAAUGUUUUUAUGGGCAAAGUUGAGAAGACAAGAUUACAAGAUGCCAUUAAUGACCUCGUCUUCUACGGUCGGUACGUGGACGAUAUCUUCUGUCUGGCGGAUGGUACCACCGAUAUCGACGACCUUGUCCAAAAUUUCAACAGUGCGCACCCCUCGCUAAAGUUCACUACACAGGCCGAGGUAGAUAACGAAAUUGCGUUUCUCGAUGUCCUUCUGCACAGGCAGUAGGAUGGGUCUAUCCAGCCCAGGGUGUUCCGAAAGAAGACUUGGACGGGACAAUACAUUAAUUUCAACAGUUUUGUUCUCCUCAACAUCAAAUGAAAUCUAGUCCAGGGAUUGACAGCUAGAGUGAGACGCAUCUGCUCACCUGAAGCUAUUGAAGAAGAACUUCAACAGCUGCGGAACACACUUCGCGAGAACGAAUACCCAGAUAGAUUUAUCCUCCGAAAUAUUGGAGAACGCAUUGCAAAGCCCAUUGUUGCGACCGCAGAAAAGAAAGAUAUACUCAUAAGACUGCCUGUUGCGGGGAACGCAGCGGGGGAACUAGUCAGACGGCGUUUAACUACAGCUAUCACGGGGGUAUUCCCCGCGGCGAAUUUAUGCGUAUGCUUCACAAACUCUCCCCUCCUACGUUUAGGGAGUAACUACAGACUACAGUUGGAGGCCACGUCAAUGUGUAUGUACUCAUUCACUUGCUCCUGUGGGGCGGGAUGCAUCGACCGUACGACGAGACGCCUGGUAAAGAGGAUGCACGAACAUACGCCGCCUGGCUAGACAGAGGUGAGACCCGGUCGAUUUCGAGUUCUAUUCUCGCACAUUUAAUCGAUACGGAUCACCGAGUCGAUACCAAGGAAGCAUUUCAGGUUGUCUACCGGACACCAACAAGCUUCUCUAAAAGCCUACGCCAACGGAUACUAGCAACAGCCGAGGCAGUGGCUAUAGCGCAAGCGAAUCUGGUGUUAUUCUGUCAGAAAACCCUGACACAAUCGCUCUCUCUCUGUCGUGGCCAACGCCAACCUCACGUGAUGUCGACAUGCCGCCUCAAAUCCCUAAUUACAGUGAUGGGUACUCCGUGUACUCAAUCCAGGAACAUCACUCAGAGACUCUCUUACUCCCCUCCCCCAGCUCUAAGGACCAAAACCCGCCGAUCGCGUCAUGUGGCGGCGUGGGGAAAAUUAGUGGUAAUGACUUAAUUGCCCUUAAGACACCUCUAAACACUGUUUAUUUUGUACAUUUUUCAUUCCUUCCUGUAACUGCAUUGGUCUGACGAAGAAUUACCGAAAACACGUGUUUGCCAACUUGACUUUUCAAAUGUCAGUAUGACCGGAGGUGAGUAAGGUUACAGUGGGUGUCAAGGCCAAGCAGACCGUCUAGGCUUGCCACACACUAUCUGGUCCCCACUACAUGUGCCAGACUUCUGCAAGGGUGACUGUGAUCUCACACGCGUGAGAGUGCCACUAAGGCCAUAUUGAGUAAGAGACGUUGCAGCCUGACUUUGAGUCUUUCAGUAAAUCAUCCUACAACACACUGAGUGAUGAACACGAAGAUCGAGUUAUAUCAUCGCGUCGUGAUAGAUACAGGCCCGGGAGAUAUUUUUGGUGGGGAAAAUACUGAUACCGGCAUCACUCCUUAUCCCCUUCCCAAUGCACCAUUCGACAGCCCGAGCCCGGUCACUUGAUGCUGAGAUCGGGCGAAGUAGUCUUUAUCUUGCAAGUGAUUGUCGCAUGUUUCGAAGGCUACUCAUUCUGUACACAUCCACCGAUAAUCAAGAACUGGCUUUGGUGUCUUUUAUUUAGUCUUGAUUCACUGCUCUAUAAAUAGUUGAUCACUCCCCUGCCAAGUGGAUCGUUUCAAAGCACUGCGUCCGACGGACAAAGAUAUGCGUGUCCAAUAAGCCCGGCUGUGUCGCAGUCUGUCCGCCCCCUGACUCCGUUCCGUUAGCUGCAUCAGCUGGUACGCCCAGACCUGCUGACCCAGCGGUCCCAUUCACCCUCCCUAACCCCACUUCAAAAGUCCUACGUGACAAGCAUCCCGCAGGUGGUCUAGGCUAACUCGGGCUGUUCUCCACUACACAAAGUCAUGGACCAUAGCGCAGUUCGGGAGCCCACUAGGACGUCAAGCCAGUCCUAUUUAGGCGCAUCACUGCCCUUGCCCUGGUGGGGAAGGCGCUACAAAAGAUGCCCUAGACUAAUACUGGGGGAUCAUACCGUCUGUUGGUGUAUCGUGGAUGUAUAUACAAAACUUAUGCUCGAAAAAAAACACAAUGGGCAACAAUCCCCGCUUCUCCCCUCCCCUCCGCCCAUCCCACCGGCAUUUAGAGUGAGUCCAAUCACGCUGGCAGUCUGGAAUGUUUGUUCCUUUUUAGACAAUGCAAUGAGCAACUGACCGGAACAGAGGACAGCACUAGUCGCUGGAGAACUGGCGCACCACAAGGUGGACAUCGCUGCUCUCGGUGAGACCCGCUUCUCUGAACAAGGACUACUGGAGGAGAUGAGUGCUGGCUACACCUUCCUUUUGGAGCGGCCUCCCAAAGGCAGAGUGAUGCAACACGGCGUCGCCUUUGCCAUUCAGAACGACAUCGUGGAACGACUGUCCUGUCUCAUGUAGGGGAUCAACAACCGACUAGUGAGUUUACACCUACCCAUUCGGGGAGCAAGAGUUGCCACUAUCAUCAGUGCCUACGCCGUCCCGCCUCCCUAUGACCAGAUCCGAUGACGUAAAGAAGAGAUUCUUGUCCCAGUAAUCGUGUUUCCUUCGCCACAGCAGCUUCCUGGGAAUCGCCUCUUUGCCUUCCUUUGCAAAUUAUCCGAGGGCCUGCACCCCCUCCUGGCGUUUGUGAAAGAGGCGGACAAACUAGUUGUCCUUGGCGACUUCAACGUCCGCAGUGGGAUAGACCAAGCUGCCUGGGAGGAAAUGCUGGGUCCCUGUGAUAUCCGUGGAUGCAACGAAAAUAGCCUUCUCCUGUGA
Molecule: messenger RNA, 2997 nt
Organism: Spirometra erinaceieuropaei
Lineage: Eukaryota; Metazoa; Platyhelminthes; Cestoda; Diphyllobothriidea; Diphyllobothriidae
Source: the annotation of a GenBank genome assembly